GCGGAAAGAAGCAUGAAAAGGCCUUGCCAGAAGGUAUAUUGGUUGAACGCCAUUGUAAGGGAAGAAUGAAUUGAUGGCUCGUAUAUUCAGAUGGGAAAGGGAAGAAAUGGCUGCUGGAGCUGAAACUGAUAGUGGAGAUGAUGAAACGGGCUCUGGCAAUUGUGGAGCACCUUUUAUCUGCCUGCCAGCCUGCAUCCUUCAAGGCGAGUUCCUCAGGUGCACAGUCUGUAUCAGUUGUUCAACUCAACAUCCUGUCUCCCAUCCCCCCUCGGGUCCCGGCAGAAAUCCACGAUACAGCGUGGUUCAAUUCAUAGGCCACGCGGUCCAUGAAUGGGUUCGCGACCGGGAAACUUGA
Molecule: messenger RNA, 355 nt
Organism: Puccinia graminis f. sp. tritici CRL 75-36-700-3
Lineage: Eukaryota; Fungi; Basidiomycota; Pucciniomycetes; Pucciniales; Pucciniaceae
Exons: 2
Coding region: 74-355 (93 amino acids)
Source: RefSeq, a predicted model, not a curated record